This is a messenger RNA of Zootoca vivipara (common lizard), 1146 nucleotides long. Its product is annotated as phospholipase A2 inhibitor and Ly6/PLAUR domain-containing protein. Gene Ontology annotation, cellular component: extracellular region. The record is from RefSeq and is a predicted model, not a curated record. NCBI's taxonomy places the organism in Eukaryota, Metazoa, Chordata, Lepidosauria, Squamata, Lacertidae. Gene Ontology annotation, molecular function: phospholipase inhibitor activity.
CCAGCAACAAUGCAGAUCUUGCUUGCCACUUGCUUCCUCUCAGCACUCAUAGCCAGAGGGACUGCUUUACAAUGUGAAUCUUGCACAGGUCUAGGCCAAAACUGCACAGGUGAAGUGGUGACUUGCCCCCAAGACCACAAUUUCUGUGGCAUCACUUUGUUUGAAAGUGAACUUUUUGAAGAAAAUGUAAAGGUUAAUGGCAUUAUUAAGAACUGUGUUUCAUCCAAUUACUGCGAAGCCGGUUCCGCUGAUAUUAACUUGGGUAAAAAGAGAAGAUCGAGGACCAGUGUUUCCUGCUGUGAGACAGAUGCUUGCAAUACAGCCUUUCCUGCCAAAUUGAAGCGUUUGGAGACCAAACUCAACGGCUUGCGGUGCCCAGCCUGCUAUGCUUCCUUUUCUGACUCAUGCAGUGAUGAAACAGUGGACUGUGUUGGAUCUGAAUCUCAUUGCAUUGACUUAGCUGGAUUCAUACAUACAGGGGAAGCUACUGGGAAAGUUGCUAUGAAGGGUUGUGCUACACCUGCCGUCUGCGCUCCUAUUUUGGGAGGGGCAGCAACAUUUACGGGGAUCAGUUCGGCCAUCACGAACCUUGAGUGCAGAGCAGCCUCCGGCAGCACAGCCAAUAUGCCUCUUGGACCAACUGGGUUCCUCCUUUCCACCGUUGUUGGUUUUUUUCUCAUGAAGCUCUGUUCCUAACUUACAAUCUGUGUGCAUUAACAAACGGACGGAGGUGCUAAGCCGAGGCUUGUGUUGAAAGCUUGACAACUCUCUCUUAGCAUAACUGGAUGACCUGAGCAUUUGCUCUUGCGCGUGUUAAGGACUACGGGGCAAGCAUUGAUUCCAGUUAAUCGAUCAAUGUAACAAUAAAAGUGAGAAUUGCAGCCACAGGUGUACUAAAGACUGAGUAGAGUGCUUUUCUCUCCACGGUGAAGGUCUGUUCACAAACUCCUUUCAGGCUGUGUCUGCUUUGGACUUUGGCCAGAUGAACUAAGCUGGUAACAUUCAUGUCAUCAACACCAAGCACUAAAGCCAAUGCAAGCCCUUCCUCUACAUCAGCUUUCACCUGCAUGUUCAUCUAAAGGAAUAUGUGCCAACAUCUAAUUGACAUUUAACAACAAUAGCAAACCGAUUAAAUAUUUGCUUGAA